Molecule: messenger RNA, 1397 nt
Organism: Rhodotorula graminis WP1
Lineage: Eukaryota; Fungi; Basidiomycota; Microbotryomycetes; Sporidiobolales; Sporidiobolaceae
Exons: 5
Coding region: 124-1335 (403 amino acids)
Biological process (GO): peptidyl-hypusine biosynthetic process
Cellular component (GO): cytoplasm
Molecular function (GO): deoxyhypusine synthase activity
Source: RefSeq, a predicted model, not a curated record
CACACGCUCAGCGCACCUCGACACACCGCCUCGACCUCGUCACAGCCCACCAGCCACCCUCCUCGCCUCCUCGUCCUCUCUUCACCGCCUCCCUCGAGCUCUCUCCGUCGGCGCACCUCCACCAUGGCCUCGCCUGUCGCAUCCACCUCGACUGCACCCGCAACCGCACCAGCGCCAUCGGCGGCCGACCAGGCAAAGGCCAACGUCUUUGUCCAGUCCGAGAACUACGACGGCACCCGCAUCCAGGGCCCCGACUUCAACCACGAGCACUCGCUCCAGCAGCUCCUCGACAGCUACCAGCGCAUCGGCUUCCAGGCAAACGGCCUCGCCCGCGCCAUCGAGCUCAUCGACAAGAUGCGCAACUGGCGCCUCUCGGACGAGCCCAUCAACCCGGACCUCCAGACCGAGGAGCUCGACCCGCAAGUGCGCGCCGCGACAAAGUGCUCCAUCUUCCUCGGCUACACGUCCAACCUCGUCUCGUCCGGCCUGCGCGACAUCAUCCGGUUCCUCGUCCAGCACCGCUACGUGUCGUGCCUCGUCACGACCGCCGGCGGUAUCGAGGAGGACCUCAUCAAGUGCCUCGGCCCGACGUUCCUCGCCCCGCGAGGCGACUUUAACCACGACGGCGCCAACCUGCGCCGCCGCGGCCUGAACCGCAUCGGCAACCUCCUCGUCCCCAACGACAACUACUGCAAGUUCGAGGACUGGGUCAUGCCCAUCCUCGACCAGAUGGUCGUCGAGCAGGAGAAGGACGGCGACGCCAAGGUGCGGUGGACCCCGAGCAAGGUCAUCGACCGCCUCGGCAAGGAGAUCAACGACGAGAGCUCGAUCCUGUACUGGUGCCACAAGAACCAGAUCCCCGUCUUCUGCCCGGCCUUGACAGACGGCUCGCUCGGCGACAUGAUGUACUUCCACACCUACAAGUCCGAGCCGCCGCUCUCGGUCGACAUUGUCGGCGACAUCCGCCGGCUCAACGACCUGUCGAUCAAGAGCAAGAAGGCGGGCAUGAUCAUCCUCGGCGGCGGCGUCUGCAAGCACCAGAUCGCCAACUCGAUGCUCUUCCGCAACGGCGCCGAUUUCAGCGUCUACAUCAACACGGGCCAAGAGUUUGACGGGUCCGACUCGGGCGCGCGCCCGGACGAGGCCGUCUCGUGGGGCAAGAUCCGCAUCGACGGCGAGAGCGUAAAGGUGUACGCCGACGCGACCCUCGUCUUCCCGCUCGUCGUCGCUGGGACGUGGGGCAAGGCGCACUGGGAGGCGCAGGCGGCGGCAGGGCGAGGAGCAGGGGCAGGAGCGGGCGCGGGCGAGAAGCAGCAGGAGGAGGCCCGGGCGUAGAACCGCUCGCGAGGGACGAGGGCGUACAACAGACGUAUGCAUUGACUAGACUCUGCACCCGC